This is a messenger RNA of Peromyscus eremicus (cactus mouse), 1443 nucleotides long. It is a transcript of the gene Rxylt1, whose product is annotated as ribitol xylosyltransferase 1. Gene Ontology annotation, biological process: protein O-linked glycosylation via mannose. Gene Ontology annotation, molecular function: ribitol beta-1,4-xylosyltransferase activity. NCBI's taxonomy places the organism in Eukaryota, Metazoa, Chordata, Mammalia, Rodentia, Cricetidae. The record is from RefSeq and is a predicted model, not a curated record. The transcript is spliced from 6 exons. Gene Ontology annotation, cellular component: Golgi apparatus. Bases 90 to 1427 code for a protein of 445 amino acids.
ACGGUGCAGCCUGGGCCUGGCCCACACCGAGGGCCGCGGCCCGAGCCGGGGCUUUUCCUAAGGACGCCGGGCCGGGGAGCGGCGGUGGGAUGCGGCUGACGCGCACGCCGCUGUGCUCGCUCCUCGUCGCCCUGUAUUGCGUCUUCUCCAUCUACGCCGCCUACCACGUCUUCUUCGGGCGCCACCGCCGUGCGCCCGCCGCGACCUCUCGGGGCUCCAGGAAAGCGGCGGCGGCGGCGCAGGCCAAGGAGAGGCUCGGCCGAGAACGGUCAGCCCUGGAGAGUGAAGAAUGGAAUCCUUGGGAAGAAGAUGAAAAAAACGAGCAGCAACACAGAGUUAAAACUAGCCUGCAAAUAUUAAACAAAUCCACAAAAGAAAAAAUAGAGCACAGGGUCCAAAUUUGGGGCAAAGCUGCCAUUGGUUUGUAUCUCUGGGAACACAUAUUUGAAGGCCCUCUUGAUCCCGCUGAUGUGACUGCUCAGUGGAGGGGAGGAUAUUCAAUUGUAGGAAGAACACAUUACAGUUUCAUCACUGGCCCAGCCGUACUUCCAGGCUACUUCUCCAUAGAUGUGGACAAUGUGGUCCUUGUUUUAAAUGGAAGAGAAAAGGCAAAGAUCUUCCAUGCCACCCAGUGGUUACUUUACGCACAGAAUCUAAUGCAAACCCAGAAGCUGCGGCGUCUGGCUGUCGUCUUGCUUGGAAAUGAGUACUGUGACAAUGACUGGAUAGUGCGGUUCCUCAGAAGAAAUGGAGGCUUCAUAGACCUGCUUUUCAUAACCUACGACAGCCCCUGGAUUAACGGUGUGGACGUUCUCCAGUGGCCUUUAGGUGUAGCAACAUACAGGAAGUUUCCUGUGGCUGAGGCCAGCUGGUCGAUGCUUCAUGAUGAGAGGCCCUACAUAUGUAAUUUUUUAGGAACUGUCUAUGUAAAUUCAUCAAGACAAACACUCAUGAACAUUUUGAAACAAGAUGGAAGUGAUAAACUUUGUUGGGUUUCUGCAAGAGAACAGUGGCAGCCUCAAGAGACAAAUGAAAGUCUUAAGAAUUACCAAGAUGCUUUACUUCAGAGUGACCUCACAUUGUGUCCUGUAGGAGUGAACACAGAAUGUUAUAGAAUAUAUGAGGCCUGCUCCUUUGGCUCCGUUCCUGUAGUCGAGGAUGUAAUGACUGCUGGUUACUGUGGAAACACAUCCAGUCACCACAGGGCACCUCUGCAGUUACUCAAAGCCAUGGAUGCUCCCUUCAUCUUCAUCAAGAACUGGAAGGAGCUUCCUGCUAUUUUAGAAAAGGAGAAGACUUUAACUUUACAAGAAAAAAUUCAAAGAAGAAAAAUGUUGCUUCAGUGGUACCAGCACUUCAAAACAGAGCUAAAGUGGAAAUUUACUAGUAUUUUAGAAAGUUCAUUUUUUAUGAAUAAUAAAGGUUAAUCAUAUCUAAUACUAA